Pseudogymnoascus destructans is the source of this 1854-nucleotide messenger RNA. RefSeq lists its product as uncharacterized. The record is from RefSeq and is a predicted model, not a curated record. NCBI's taxonomy places the organism in Eukaryota, Fungi, Ascomycota, Leotiomycetes, Thelebolales, Thelebolaceae. The transcript has 2 exons. The coding region runs from base 85 to 1677 and encodes 530 amino acids. Gene Ontology annotation, molecular function: tRNA-guanosine(34) queuine transglycosylase activity.
ACUGCAUUUUUAGCGUCAUCGCACCCCCAGAAUAUUUCGAAUAUUUUAUAUCAAACGCCCCGUUCAUGAAGAUCUGUCCGGCGUAUGCAAGGCUGUGCAACAACAACUCGGGCCUUCGUGACACAGUACUCAGUACUGACCUGCGGGCCGAAGAUCGUUACUGGCUUUCGAAGCAAGGGACUAAAAGCUUACACGAAUUCUCCAACGUCGUCACAGACGGUCGAAAUGGGUGUCGGAGGGUUGGAUCAGCCGUUUUUCACGCUCCACGAUGAAACCAGCGUUGAUGCUGCGCCCUCAGAUCCUCGUCACGCAAGACUUGGCCGUAUCUCAGUGAAGGCCCGGAGGACUCUCGACACGCCGAACUUCCUCGCCCUCACUUCACGUGGUGUCGUCCCCCAUAUCAGCCCAGAUGUAGUAGGGGAGCAGACAGAGUUUGCCGGCGUCUAUACCGCGAUUGAAGACUAUGUCGAAAAGGCAACGAGAGGAGGCGUGCCUCCAAUCAUGAGGAUGCCAGCUCGGAAUAACACGCCGCUUCACUGCUUCACUGCUUUACCACCUUCCCUCAUCACCGUUAUGUCGCCACGCCGCUCACCGGCUGUCAGCUCACCCCAGGGCAACCCAGACAGCGGCCUUUCUAUAUUCACCUCCACCGGUUUCCAGUCUCUCAGCUCGCGGCGCUAUGCAGAGUAUGCAAAUUACAUUAAGCCAGACAUCACUAUUGCUCUAGGAGAUUUGCCAUAUGGGCCAAUGCCAGGCAAGAAGCGGGCCUCUAAAAUGUCUGAAAGGACUUCGAUGUGGGUUGACAAAUUCCUCUCCGAACUAUCAAAGUCCCCCGAGUCACCGAAUGCACCGGCAACAGCCGUCUUUGUGCCAAUCUUGACAAGAGACUAUCAAUCUCAGUUUGAGUAUAUCGAUCAUAUUUCCGGGGACCUCGCCCCCUCGCUCUCCGGCCUAGCAUUCUACUCCUCCUCCCUCCUCCCAGACCUCCCGCAAACCCCCUCUCUCAACCGCCUCGUCCGCCUCUCUCUCGACGAGCCCUCCUCCCCACAUGAGAUCCUCCGCCAGAUCUCGCUCGGUAUGGACGUCUUCACCAUCCCAUACCUCACCUUCGCAACGGAUUCCGGGCUCGCCCUAACCUACGAAUUUCCCCGCCCGUCAGCCCCUGACUCCUCAAACCCCUCCGUCGAGGGCACAUCCCUCCAACCCCUCGCCAUUGAUCUCUUCUCCCCGGCCUACUCCACCGCCGUUACCCCGCUCAUCCCCACCUGCACAUGCUACGCCUGCACAUCCCACCACCGGGCGUACAUCCAGCACCUCCUCAGCGCAAAAGAGAUGCUCGCCUGGACGCUCCUUGCACUCCACAACCACCACUCCACCUCGACGUUCUUUGCUGCUGUUAGGAAGUCCAUCACCGCUGGUACAUUUGAGGCAGAUAGGGAAGUGUUUGAGCGGACUUAUGAGACCGAGCUCCCUGGGGCUACGGGACAUAAGCCCAGGGCGAGAGGGUACCAUUUUAAGAGCGGUGCUGCGGAGCCGAAGCGGAAUAAGCCAGCUUGGGGGGCGUUGAGGGAGGGGGUGGGCGCGACGACGCAGACGCCGCCGUUAAUGCCAGAUGAGGAUGCGAAGACGUUGGAUGAGAAGGGGUUUGCUGAGGAUUUGGCUGAUAGGCCGGAGUGAUUGGAUUAUGAAAAGUAGAUGUUAGAUAUUAAUAUGCAAUUCUAGCAUGCAAACUUGUAUUAUCAUGGUUGAAUAUUAUGAGGUGCGGUAUGGCUGACAAUAUAUUUUGUGAUGGGUAUUUAUUUUGAAGAUAAUAAAUAAAAUGAUUUGGAUGUUAUUGCUAGUAGGUUGGUAUAU